Molecule: messenger RNA, 3515 nt
Organism: Scatophagus argus
Lineage: Eukaryota; Metazoa; Chordata; Actinopteri; Scatophagidae
Exons: 11
Coding region: 290-3271 (993 amino acids)
Biological process (GO): negative regulation of DNA-templated transcription; regulation of transcription by RNA polymerase II
Cellular component (GO): transcription regulator complex; histone deacetylase complex
Molecular function (GO): transcription corepressor activity
Source: RefSeq, a predicted model, not a curated record
GUGUGUGUGUGUGUGUGUCUGUGUGUGUGUGAAGUCAACGCACAGCAAAGAGAAACAGACAGAAAGGAAGGACUACGUUAGAGGUUGAUCUGAAGGGGAAAAUAUUUAGACAAACACUUGAGACGGUGGUGAGCGAAAGAGCAAAAAAAGUCAGAGAGAACAAUGAAGAAAAUCAGAAGAGCGACUAGUACCCGAAAACGUGAACAACAGAGGAUGAACAUGAUGAACAUCUGUGGAAAGAAAAUUAAGCGACAAGGACUGGUACUCUAGCUGCACCCAGAGAGUCAUCAUGGAUGACCGUUUAUCCACUCAGUCCUUCCCCAGCCUUCCCCACCAUCGCCACCACCAAUCCUUUCACCUCACUUUGCCCAGUCAUCAAAGCCCCGAACUGGGAUACCAUUCCUCUCAGCCUGUCCUCGCCCCGCUGGAACAAUAUGCAAGUAGAGGAGAAGAAUCCACGACCUCCCUCCCGCCUACAAGCACGUCUUCGGGUGGAAGGAGGAGUGGGGGUGACAGGGGCUUGAUAAACACAAGUAAUAGCAGUUUGGAUGGAGAUGUAAACUUGGGCGGCCAUCUUGGUGGAGAUAGUGGGCUAGGCAGUCAUUUCAGUGACACUUGGUUUGGCAGUAGCAAGAAGGAGAACGUUUGGGAAGAUGGCGAGAGUUGUGAAAGCGUCACAGAUAAUUUUUAUAGCAAAAACGAUUGCUACAAUAACUCAGUUGAUGUUUUUCACAGCAUGAAUUGUGGCAAUGAGGAAGGAGUCAAGCGUAGACCCAGAACAAACUAUAAUCAUUAUGCCCAUGUCUGCUAUGAAACUAAAAGCGAAACAGUUUGCAAUAGGGAGGAUAAUGUUAGCCACUUUUCUAAACAAACUCCUUCCUAUAACAGAAGUGCAACAGGAAGCUUCAGUGACGGCAGUGUAGAUUAUUGUGUGACCGAUGCAAGAGUAAGUGAUAAUUAUUUAGGAAGAGAAGAUGAUUAUGGCUCCAACUGUGGCUCAGGGGAGGAUCAGCUUCAACCAGCAGAGGUUGAGGCACGCUGGCUCAGUGUAUCUCCCUUGAGUCAGACCGGAGAGAACAGGUGGAGAGAAAAAGCAGACACCCACACUCUGGCCUCAGCAUGCUUACCACAGAGAUCAUCCAUCGGCGUCAGCAGUGGCACAUACACUCAGAAACUGGACUCCUUCUCCGAGGCAUUCCUCACCCAACGAAAGCGAAUAUUUCCUGUGAUUCCCACUGGAGAUUCCUCUGGGCAGAUCUGGGAUUUUGGAUUAGGGAGAGGAGAAAGCCCUGGAUUGGUCAAGUCAGGACACAGCUGUGCUUUUGAUUCAGACUCCUACCUGCCUCCCUCCUCCUCCUCUUCUUCACCCGCUCAUCCUUCUCUUGUGUCAUUCCCCUCUCCUCCCACAUCAUCUCAUCUCAUGUCUUCCGUUCUUAGUCCUCCUCCCACACCUCUACCGCCUCCUUCCCACUCACCCUCCAAAAUGGACUCUCCCAGUGCAUUUGGGGGUGUUGGACAUCCAGUGUCCCAGGGCGGAGAAGCACUUGGUGCGCUCCAGUUUUUUGCUUCCCGUCUUCAGUCUCUCCCAUCCAUCCAUUCCUCUGGGAUAAUAUGGAAGUUUCCACUGCUGGCACACAGCUUUUCACAGUCUUCCGGUGACCCCAGCAACAUCGAGAGCAACCUGAGAUCUUCUCAUAGUGGUGACUAUGGCAACACCACAGCCUCACAAAACAUCAUUAAGUCUCCAGAAUCAUCAUUCCUCACAUCGUUCCACCCACCAAGUACCCUCUGUCCCUCCAAUACUCCAUCCCUCCAUCCUUCGUUCCAUCUUCCAUCUCACCGUUAUGAGGCAGCAGAAAAGAUGACCCCUUAUGUGGCGACCCAGAGAGCAAAGAAUGGAUCAGCCAAUCCGAACCAAACACAGCUACUGCAACAGGCCUCCCAGAUCUAUGCUGGAACUCCAUUUCCCAGCAUCCUUCACUCAGGCAGGCGUCAAAAGAGAAGCCACUACACUCCUCGACCCCUCCUCAAUCCUGCUCGUAAGGGGAAAGGUCUGUACUCUUCUAUCUCAUGUCUCCACCACAGAGAAGAGGAAACAGCAUGCCGAGAAGAUGAAGAUGAGGGUGGUGUUUUACCGUAUAUCAACGUGGGUCAUGAUUUCCAGGCAGAGCUCCCUCCAUGCUUUGUGGGUGACGGGGAUUCAGUGGUGGGGUCACCAGAGCAGGAAUCCCCUCGGGAACAGUUGCUCUGGAAACCGUGGGAUGAGCUGGAGGAGAGUACCAAUGUACAAGACCAAGUGGAGAAGCUGUUGUCCAUGUGUAGUUCCAGCUGUUUACCAGGAGGGGGCAGUAACACAGAGCUGGCUCUGCACUGUCUGCACUACUGUCAGGGAAACACAGUGGCCACAGUGGAGAUGCUGCUGUUCUCACAGCUCUCACCAGCAGGAGACUACCACUACUCUGGUAGUGAUUUUUGGACAGACAAUGAAAAGGGUCUCUUCAGUGCAGCUCUGGGAGCAUAUGGAAAAGAGUUUUCACUCAUACAGAAAAUGGUGAAGACUAAGACCGUGUGCCAGUGUGUUGAAUUUUUCUACCUGAGCAAGAAGCUCCAGGACAAGCAGAAGAAACAGAAGGAGGACGAGAACAGAGAUGAGGAGAUGGAUCAGCAGAAAAGUAUAACGCCCACCUACCAGCCAAUGAAGAGACAGUUUGGGCUGGAGGAGGCAGUUCCUGUACCUCCAUUGGCCAGCUUCUUCCCCUGCAAACUGUGUGGCAAGAUGUUCUACAAAAUCAAGUCUCGCAAUGCUCACAUGAAGAUCCAUCGCCAGCCGCAGGAGGAUUGGUCCGACAGGCAGCUGCAGCACCAGCUCCUCACCCAGCGUCUAGGUAGUAAUCUGCUCCCGCCCAAGGCCCCAUCCCGGAGCUUUUCCUCCUCUGGCCUCCCUGGAACCACAAGCAACAACAGCAAUGCAGAGAAUGUCCUCAACUCUCUGACUAGUAGCAACGCUAUUUCCCCCAACAAUGCCUGUGUCCCAGAUCCCAGCACUGUGGUAACAUAUAGCAACAUUGCUGCGUCCAACUGUCAUGCAAUCAUUAAUACUGAUGGCACAGACUCAAAUCAAAGAGAGCCAACCACUGUGUUACCUUUCCACCAAUCAUGGAGCUCAUUUGGACCCGGUCCCGACCCCGCUACUUUCUACUGCAACACAGAAGGGAAAGACGACACAGGGUCAGGGACAGUGGCGGGAAAAGAUUCAAUUAGCUGGCAGUAGUGUUUAACUUUCGCAAAAGCAUUACUACCAUUGAGGUCUAACAUUCAACAAAAGUGUGCCUUUUAAUUCAAACUGAGUGUUCAAACUUCAGAACCCUUUUUAAACAUAGUAUAAGAAAACAUAAGGAUUUUUUUUGUAUGGUUUUGCUGUAAAUUGUGUAAUUAAAGGUGUCACAUAUUUAAAUGUUUUUUAAGCAUCUGACAUUUGAAUAAAAUUUCUAACCUUAAAGUUGUUUCUUAAUGUU